Molecule: messenger RNA, 717 nt
Organism: Rubroshorea leprosula
Lineage: Eukaryota; Viridiplantae; Streptophyta; Magnoliopsida; Malvales; Dipterocarpaceae
Source: the annotation of a GenBank genome assembly
AAAGAAAAUCUAGGCGCAGAGAAAGCUCCAAAUCGGGGAAAGGAGAAGAAGGUUGAGAGAACUGGGUAGGCAAACAACAAUUUUUCCCCUGUCGCAGCAAGCUUCUUUUCCUCAAUGAGGCGGUCUGGUGGGGGUGGUGUCGGAUUCUGUUCCUUGGUCGAAUCCUUUCCUUUUGAUUUAUUGUUUUGUCAUCCUUGUUUCUGUCGUGGAUCUAGAGAAGGCAUAGCUUGGUUCCUGCUUUGAUUUUGAUUUGUUUAUGUGAUUCUAAGCUGCUGUUGAAGCUCGGUUAUAUUCCCAUUCGGCACAUCUUUUUGGAUGUUUCUUCCUAGCCGUCAUAGGUGCUGCAGCUAAACCUAAUUAGAAAUGAAGUUAAUGGGAGUUUUAAGUGGAGCUUGCCGAACUUGUUCUUCUGUACAUAAUCUACCUCCUGUAGUAUUAAAAGCUUAGCUACUUUAUGGUACAAAUUAUGUUUUGCUCUGUCAUUUUUUUCUUCUACUUUUGUUUGAGGAGAUUCUAUUCUUUUUAAGAGAAGGCAAGCAAUGCAUUUGUGAAACUAUGUAAGAAGGUGUUAUUCUUGAGUUCUAUCUCUCUCUCCUCAAAUCAAAAACCCCAAAAAAAUCAUACUGUUUACUUUGGCUUUCUUGUUUGGCCCUACUAACUCAUUUUCUUACAAGGUUCUAUGAAAUAAACGAAUCUUCAUAAAGGUAAUGUCUGGUU